CCCUCCCCGCCCCUGCCGCCGCCGGCUGGGUGGUUCCGGCCGCCGGGCCGCUCCGGGACCGGGCCGCUCCGCCAUGCCGCGGUACUGCGCCGCCUCCUGCUGCAAGAACCGAGGGGGCCAAAGCGCCAGGGACCAGCGCAAACUGAGCUUCUACCCAUUUCCACUUCAUGAUAAAGAGAGACUCGAGAAAUGGUUGCGGAAUAUGAAGCGAGAUGCGUGGACUCCCAGUAAGCACCAGCUUCUGUGCAGUGAUCACUUUACUCCCGAUUCCCUCGACGUGCGAUGGGGUAUACGAUACUUGAAACACAACGCUGUACCGACAAUUUUCUCUUCCCCGGAUGAUGAGGGAAAAGACUCUUCUCAGAACACCCCACAAGAGGUAAAGAGAGAAGACCUGGAAGAAACAAAUGCAAAUGUAGAAUCAAAGAAGGCAUCUGUAUCACUUGAAUCUUGUACACCAAAGAAAAAUCCUGUAAUUGCAGAAAAUGUAGAUGAAAAACCAGAAGUAGUUUGCUCAACUGCAUCGAGUAAACCUUUACAAAUUCAAAAACUGCAACUUCAAAAUGGAGAAGACUUUCAAGCAGACUGUGUCAUUCUUGAUAAUUCAUCUAACCAGCAUAUACAUCAACCUAAUCCUGUUUUAAUGGCAGUCCAGAGCAUGGAAGGUACCAGCGUUCCUACUUCUGUAGAGGAUCCAGUAGGUUGUACAGCUACACUCGUGCAUUUUACAGAUGCUGACUACUUGAAUUCAUCUCUGAAACUGAAUGAUGCUUUAGGUCCAAUUACUGACUAUGCAAUUGAAAAUCCAAACUCUCAUGUUAUAGGCUGUUCUGUUGAAGUACAGCCAACAAGUGAAAAUGCAGUUUUACUGAGUACAGUCACACAAGCUAUUGAACAAUUCAGUGGAGGUGAAGAAUCUGUCAUUGCUAUUAUUGUGCCAGCAGAGAGUCCAGAAGAGCCUGAAAUAGUAAAUAGUUCUUUCCUGCCUAUUAAGCAAGAGUUUCUUGACACAGAGGAGGCAGAAAUAGAAACAGAUAAAUCUGUGUAUAUGAAUGCAUAUGAUGGAAGUGAAGUAUUGCAAACCGAGCAUUCAUACUGCAAGCAAGACAUAGACAGAGAUCACCUUUGGCAAAAAAUUUCAAAGCUCUACUCUAAGAUAACUCAACUUGAAAUGCAGGAGAUAAAAACUUUGGGGAGACUCAGGUCGUUGGAAGCACUUAUUGGACAAUUGAAGCAAGAAAACCUGCUUUCUGAAGAAAAGCUGAAGAUUGUAGAAAACUGCUUUACAACACUUGAAGUGACUAUGAUACAGUAAAGGCUUUUGGUAAUUGUUCUAAGAUGUCUUUUUAGCCUCUGACUUUCCUUUUGGACAAAUUAACUUUUGUUUCAGUAAUGGUAUUUUAAACAUCAAAUGCAAAUCAUGUGAAUACCAAAUAUCUUUAAAAUGUUACAUCGACCACUAACGAAGGUAGGUGGUAGAAUAUUGCCUAUAAAACAUGACUUGCAAGUAAGCUUUAAAAAGAAAGAAAACCUGUUAAAGUUUUGUUAAAAAAUAUAUUAAUUGAAUCAGUAAAGAUAAGUUAAACCUUUCAAGCUGUGGGCUCCUCUCAAGCAGACAACUCCUGCAUUUGGGGCAGCAGUAGAAUGGACAGAAUAACUGUAGGGUGGACAGUUGUAAAACUGCUGUUUUGUUUUUUUUUUAAAAAAAAUGUGUCCUAAUUCUGUUUCAAUGAAUAAGGAGGUGUGAAAUGCACAUUGUCCAGUAAGGCUACAAUUACUCUUUAAUCUUCUGUUCAUCUAACAUUUGUUCUGGUAAGUUUUUGUAUACUUUGACAUUAUUAAAAUCGUUUCCACAAUAAAAGGUUUUUCCUUGCAUUUAA
Molecule: messenger RNA, 1880 nt
Organism: Calidris pugnax (ruff)
Lineage: Eukaryota; Metazoa; Chordata; Aves; Charadriiformes; Scolopacidae
Gene: THAP5
Product: THAP domain containing 5
Exons: 3
Coding region: 74-1315 (413 amino acids)
Cellular component (GO): nucleus
Source: RefSeq, a predicted model, not a curated record